This is a messenger RNA of Hippocampus zosterae (dwarf seahorse), 3049 nucleotides long. RefSeq names its product chemokine-like protein TAFA-5. Lineage: Eukaryota; Metazoa; Chordata; Actinopteri; Syngnathiformes; Syngnathidae. Gene Ontology annotation, biological process: G protein-coupled receptor signaling pathway. Bases 595 to 993 code for a protein of 132 amino acids. The record is from RefSeq and is a predicted model, not a curated record. The transcript is spliced from 5 exons. Gene Ontology annotation, molecular function: receptor ligand activity; G protein-coupled receptor binding.
UGCAUUCAGCGUCUUCUUCCAGCAUGCACGCCGUGGUCUACUUUCAGCCCGGCUCGCUCGUGUCGCAUGCUUAAUCACAGAACUGCGUCGGACCUCGCUGUUAUUUUGGAGUGGCUUUGGUUGCGAGGGGGAGAGGAAAGAAAAACAAAAAAAAAAAAGAAAAUCACCAGGCAACACAGGUGGAAGGAUCUUUUUUACGAUGCUGCGGUAGAGAUGAUUGAACACUUGGAGCACGCACUUAGCGCAAUCAGUCACCGGCGCGUCCUCCUCGUCGGAAAUUGAGAUGCGGUGCACUUUUUAGGGGUCGACAACUAAGGGAAUGGUUUUUUUCUUUUUUUUUUUUUUUGGUUCCCUGAAGAGCCCAGAGGAUGUAAUGUUUUCUUUUGCGUACCGCUAAUCGGACUACAAAUCCUCCCCCCACUUGCUCCGGCCGGUCUUUUUCUAUUCUUAAGAGGAAAUAUCGUGGAGGAAUGAGCUUGACAAGAGCGCCAUUUGGAUUGUGAGCUGUUUUCAUUUUUUUCCAGAAGAAGCACCAACACCCCCCCGCUCCCCUCCCCUCCCGCCACACUGUCUUUAUCGUCUGCGUGCGCUUUCAUGGCAUCGCCGAAGCGCUCGGCCAGACGCAACGACGCCGGUCGCUGGCCGAGGAUGUCGUCAACUUUCUGGGCUUUUGUGCUUCUCACCGCGCUCUUGGUUCUCUACUGCGGCCAGCUGGCGGCGGGGACAUGCGAGAUUGUGACGCUGGACAGGGACAGCAGCCAACCGCGGCGGACCAUCGCCAGGCAGACGGCCCGCUGCGCCUGCAAGAAGGGCCAGAUCGCGGGAACCACGAGAGCCAGACCCGCCUGCGUGGACGCUGCCAUUGUUCGGAAAAAGCAGUGGUGCGAGAUGCUGCCGUGCUUGGAGGACGAGGGCUGCGACCUGUUAGUCAAUAAAUCCGGCUGGACUUGUACGCAGCCCGGGGGCCGAGUCAAGACAACCACAGCUCUAUGACGCGACGAGACUCUCCCUCCACAUUCUUGCACUAAGGAGAACAUUGACGACCCCCUUGACAGGCAGCCAGACACCACCCGCCACCGCCACUUUACCGCCACCAUCACGAGCCCGCCCGUUCCCUGGAAGCCGUCCAUCCUGCACCGUGGUCCUCACGGCGGCGGAAAGGUCUCGUAACACCAAAAGAGCACGAAAAAGGGAGCGUUUGCGGGAAUCCCCACACCCCCACCCCCACACCACCACCCUUUCCCCCCUACCAGGACAGUGGGUCAACGGCUCGCAGCAAAACACUGUUCCUUGCGAGCAACCGCGCAGGCUUUCCGACUUCUCCCACCCAGUGCCGUGUCCUUUGGGUCAAUAUGAUCUGCCUGCUCUCCACUUCUGCCUGCUCUGUCCAAUUAGCAGCUUUUGCCUGUCGCUGCGGCGGGUCGGACUCCUGCGAAAUGUCAGGGGAGAUCUGCGCCCCCCCCCCCCCAUCCGAAGUCCUCGGAACUGCUUUGAAGAUGAGAAUUCCCCGCAUUUCUAGAACAUCAGCGGGGGCGCUAGGAUCCUUUGGCGAAGUGAGCGCUCUCUGCUGAAAAUAGGCCUUCUGCUGGAGCAGACCUCACGUAUUUUUUUUAUAGACCAAAGAGCUAAAGAACAAAUGCGAGCCGAGUGGCCCAAGUGGACCCUCGCUGCUUGCGUGAGCCGUGGACACUUUGCGUUGACCGGCAUCCGCACGGAUCAGAGGAGUACUUUUGACCGUUUCCUGACUUUUCUUUCCUCGGACUGAGCCCAACACUGUACUUCGGAACUGGAGAUAUAGGUACUACAUACGUAUAAUUGUGUAUCGAGAAUUAAAAAAAAAAAAAAUCAAUUAAAAAAAAAAAAAUUAGAUGCGAUGGUCGGGCCAGCUGGUUGUGUUGGCGAAUGAAAAAAAAAAAAAAAAAAAAGAAACACGAAUGAAAAGACGGCGUAAAGAAAUGUCAUUAAAUGUAUUUUGAAAGGCCCUAAAAGUUAUAUAUUUAACAGUUUUUAUAUGUUGUACCUUUGUAGAGAAGCCUAUUGGACUUGUGGUCACAAUGACAAUUAGGAUGUGAACAAACGCUGUUGUGUUCUCAUUACCGCUGGAGCUCGUCGUCUUGGGGGUUUUUUUUCCGUUCACAAGCUCACUAGCUGCUUUCUUUUCAUGCUCAUUUCCAAGUCACUGUCCAGCAAAAAAAAAAAAAAAAAAAAAGAAAAGAAAAAGGAAAUCCUGAGGACUGACCCUGCCGCUGACUCAACAUUGUAAGUGUCUAGUAGUCAGUGGAAGCCAUUCAAGACUGCUAAUUUGCUCUGAUAUUGUAUUGUACACAAUGUGGAAUACUGACCCUUUUCCUCUCGAAGGCUUUUGAUCUCUUAAUUUAUUUCCGUGCGCGCGUCGGUCGGCGCCACGUUCCGGCCUCCCUGUCGGACGUUAGCGAGCGGAACGAGGCGGGGUUGAACAGGAAGAGCAGCGGAGAUACGACCGUCAUUGACAUACAGUAGUUUUUUUUUUUUUAACUCAUGAAAUAUUUUAAGAAUAAAUUAAAUACAAUGGUAAAAAAAAAAAAAAGGUGCCUUGAAAAUGUAGGUGGUGUUUUAUCCAUAUGCUCUUCAAAUGGAGUCCCACGGGGUCACUGAACUCUGUGAAGACCGAUAAGAAAUCAGUUGCCGUGGGAACCACAUCACACAGGCUGUGUUUGCAUUCUAAUUAUCAGUGUCUGCGGGUUCCAUAUUCGGCACGAUUGUGACAAAACAAGUCAUAAAAAUGAACUGUCACUGCUAAUGUGAUGUCAUUAUCACAGGCGGCCGCGACUAUUUAAUUUCUGAGCGUCUUUGUGAUCGCUGAUCCUCUCACGGUCGGUUUGGCGCAUAUUUAUGGUCUGCUCCUGUGCAGCGGAGUGGCAAAGGCGCGCAAUGACAGAUUCUACCCAUUCUUUUAUGCGACGACGAGCACUGUCACGGGUUUGAGGACCAUUGAGACGACUUGAGCGUUUGACACAAUAAUUAUCACUGUACACCCUGUGGUUGGGCUGCAUUGCCCCCCCCCUCCCCA